CUCCGCCGGCGCUGCCUCCUCCCUCCGCCCGGCUCGGCCUCCCUCGCUCCCUCCCCUCGUUGCUGGCUCCGGCGGCGGCGGCGGCGGCGGCAGGCGGGGAGGGCGUGCGCCGGCCGAGAGGUGUCGGCGACGAGGAAAGGGAAGUUUCAAGUGGAAGGUCGUCCGUCGACCGGCGCGUCCUCCUGCUCUCCUCCGGCAGCAUCAUGGCGGAGCCGAGCGGCUCGCCCGUGCACGUCCAGCAGCCCCAGCAGGCGGCUCCGGUGACAGCGGCGGCGGUCCCGGCGUCCCCGGCGGCCGCGACAGCAGCGCCGGCCCCGGCCCCGGCCCCGGCGGCGUCCGCGGUCCCGGCCCCGGCCCCGGCCCCGGCCCCGGCCCCGGCCCCGGCCCCGGCCCCGGCCCCAGCCCCAGCCCCGGCCCCGGCCCCGGCCCCGGCGGCGCAGGCGGUCGGCUGGCCCAUCUGCAGGGACGCGUACGAGCUGCAGGAGGUUAUCGGCAGCGGAGCUACUGCUGUGGUUCAGGCUGCCCUAUGCAAACCCAGGCAAGAACGUGUGGCAAUAAAGCGGAUCAACUUGGAAAAAUGCCAAACCAGCAUGGACGAGCUACUAAAAGAAAUUCAAGCCAUGAGUCAGUGCAGCCAUCCCAACGUAGUGACCUAUUACACCUCUUUUGUGGUAAAAGAUGAACUUUGGCUGGUCAUGAAAUUACUAAGUGGAGGUUCAAUGUUGGAUAUCAUAAAAUACAUCGUCAACCGAGGAGAACACAAGAACGGAGUUCUGGAAGAGGCAAUAAUAGCAACAAUUCUUAAAGAGGUUUUGGAAGGCUUAGACUAUCUACACAGAAACGGCCAGAUUCACAGGGAUUUGAAAGCUGGUAAUAUUCUUCUGGGUGAGGAUGGUUCAGUACAAAUAGCAGAUUUUGGGGUAAGUGCAUUCUUAGCAACAGGGGGUGAUGUUACCCGGAAUAAAGUCAGAAAAACAUUUGUUGGCACCCCGUGUUGGAUGGCCCCUGAAGUCAUGGAACAGGUGAGAGGCUAUGACUUCAAGGCCGACAUGUGGAGUUUCGGAAUCACUGCCAUCGAAUUAGCAACAGGAGCGGCGCCUUAUCACAAAUACCCUCCCAUGAAAGUGUUAAUGUUGACUUUGCAAAAUGAUCCACCCACUUUAGAAACAGGAAUAGAGGAUAAGGAAAUGAUGAAAAAGUAUGGCAAGUCCUUUAGAAAAUUACUUUCCCUGUGUCUUCAGAAAGAUCCUUCCAAAAGGCCCACAGCAGCAGAACUUUUAAAAUGCAAAUUCUUCCAGAAAGCCAAGAACAGAGAGUACCUGAUUGAGAAGCUGCUUACGAGAACACCAGACAUAGCCCAAAGAGCCAAAAAGGUAAGAAGAGUCCCUGGGUCAAGCGGUCACCUUCAUAAAACCGAAGACGGUGACUGGGAGUGGAGUGACGACGAGAUGGAUGAGAAAAGUGAAGAGGGGAAAGCAGCUUUUUCUCAAGAAAAGUCACGAAGAGUAAAAGAAGAAAAUCCUGAGAUGGCGGUGAACGCCAGCGGCAUACCCGAGCAGAUACAGUCCCUUUCUAUGCAGGACUCCCAGGGCCUGCCCAACGCUAAUGAGGACUACAGAGAAGGUUCUUGCGCUGUGAACCUCGUUUUAAGAUUAAGAAAUUCCAGAAAGGAACUUAAUGAUAUACGAUUUGAGUUUACUCCAGGAAGAGAUACAGCAGAUGGCGUUUCUCAGGAGCUCUUCUCUGCUGGCUUGGUUGAUGGUCAUGAUGUAGUUAUAGUGGCUGCUAAUUUACAGAAGAUUGUAGAUGACCCCAAAGCUUUAAAAACCUUGACAUUUAAGUUGGCUUCCGGCUGUGAUGGAUCCGAGAUUCCAGACGAAGUGAAGCUGAUCGGGUUUGCUCAGUUGAGUGUCAGCUGAUACAUGUCCCUUGCGGUGCCCUGAUCUGUCAUGCCUCCCUCACCACACUCCCCCUCAACCUCUCCCUCCCCACGUCCUCCCACCCCCUCACUCCCAGUUCCCAGCAAAAUCUGAAGAUUGUGAAGAGGCCGGCUUCGACGAAAUGGGAUAAAAAAGAAUUUUUUAAAACUUAA
Eptesicus fuscus (big brown bat) is the source of this 2092-nucleotide messenger RNA. It is a transcript of the gene STK39, whose product is annotated as serine/threonine kinase 39. Lineage: Eukaryota; Metazoa; Chordata; Mammalia; Chiroptera; Vespertilionidae. Bases 204 to 1919 code for a protein of 571 amino acids. Gene Ontology annotation, biological process: protein phosphorylation. The transcript is spliced from 18 exons. Gene Ontology annotation, molecular function: protein serine/threonine kinase activity; ATP binding. The record is from RefSeq and is a predicted model, not a curated record.